AUGGCCGAUGACAACCUGCCAGGGCUAGAACCUCCAGCCCAUCAAGUAGUCCGACGUGCACCUGAAGGUGCCAUCUCCCCAACGCUGGAGAGUUUGCCCGCCGAGCUGAGGACCAUACUGCUCAUGAGCAUACCAAAUCUGGCGACGCUGAGCCGACUCGUGCACGCGUCGCCCGUCUUCCAUGCCCAGUACCUGCUCGACCGCAAAUCCAUUCUCACUCGCGUCCUCCUGACAGAGACCACCGAGGAUGUUUUUGUCGACGUUUACGCUGCUUUCAGGUCCCGUCCAUACAAUAUCGGGCUACCCACGGGACCCAACACGAAUGUCACUAGCUUCCUCGCUUUAUAUCGAGUCUGGCGUUCUCCUUCUGCCAGUGACAGGCCAACUCUCGAAACGUGUUCGCUAGACGGAAUAUGUUGGAUGGCUCGGUUUCACCAGUCCACUGUCAAUCCUCUGGUCACCUACUUCAUUUCCUGGGCGCUCGCCAACUUCCGCUCCAGCCCCGUCCAGCCCAACGCCCAAUCUCCCGAGGCCGCGGAAGACCUGACAAGAACAGAGAAGACACGCCUGACGCGAGCACUCUACCGUUUUGAGGUGUUUUGCCACCUCUUCUGUGGAUCCCAAUAUGAGAGGUUCGUCGCCAUGGAUAUCAAUGAGGUCUUCUUCUCCAAUCUGGAUCUUGCACCCUGGGAGGCAGAGGAGAUGAACUGCAUCUACGCGUUUGUCAAGCAGAAUUAUGAAGCAGUGCUGGACGACGUCAAGGGGGAUUUGAAUGAAGAAAAUCCUAAAUUUGAUGGUCAAUUCGAGCCUGAGCUUCAGGGCUUAGCCUUCCCAAUUGACCAGGAUUACGAUGGGUUUUUAAACGGCACCAUCGGGCACGGCGGUCUAAAGCUGGCUCUGGAAAUGAUCAAGGCUGCGAGCCAUUACGAACGAGUGGAUCUGAUGACCAAGUCCCUUCAAAACGAGGGCGAUUUCUUUGAAGAGGCCGUGGGAUUCGCAGCCCAGAGGCACCGGCGGGACAUCCAGUUCGAUGACAGAGACCGGGCUGAGGAGAGGAGGCAGGCCAUGGCAUUCGCAGGCGACGACGCUGGCGCGCCACCGCUUGUUUGGACUCUCCUAUGGGGCGGGAAGUACUCGAAUCUCUUUGGCGAGUAUAUACCGGACGAGAUCAGACGGUGGGGAUAUGUCUUUUGGGACGCGCACCGAAUCGAUUUCGAUGACACGAAAGACUAUCUCAAGGAUCUGUGGGCCUCCUCGCCUGUGCUAAUGCGCGUCUGCCGCCAUUGGCCGUGGACGUCCGACGUACUAGAAGCUUUGGGCCGAUAUGUCGCAGCAGCCGAGAACCACUAA
Diaporthe amygdali is the source of this 1350-nucleotide messenger RNA. RefSeq lists its product as uncharacterized. NCBI's taxonomy places the organism in Eukaryota, Fungi, Ascomycota, Sordariomycetes, Diaporthales, Diaporthaceae. The record is from RefSeq and is a predicted model, not a curated record. The coding region runs from base 1 to 1350 and encodes 449 amino acids. The transcript has 2 exons.